UGCAGUGGCUCGGCUCAAUGGUACAACGGCAGGGCUCCUCCUCAACCGUCAAGUUUGGGCAGGUAACUCACCUGUGGUCCACGCCCUCCGCUGCGCAGGUAAUGCUGAGCAGGAAGUGACUGUCAACGCCGUCGCUGUUGCUGUAAAGUGAAUGAAAAUGCCACUGCGUGUUUGCGAGAGAAACAACUCCUUUUAAAUUAUCCUCUUUUUUUGUAACUUUCUACAUUUUUUAGAAACAGGAACAUCCUCAUUUUUUAGUGAACAUGCGGCUGCGUGCGACCUGCGCGCUCCUGGGACUUUUGUUUUUGACGGUCUUCGAUUCAUCAGAAUGCCUACAGACGGUUGUCCGACCAGACAAAGGCUCGACAGUGACGGUGUCCACCGAGCUGCCUUUGGAUCAAUGUACUGUGUGUAUAGUCAGCGGGGUGAAUAACAACCAGACUUCCUGCCACCCCACUCUGUCUCUGGUACCUGAGGAGGAGGUCACACUGCUGUUCAACUGCACCCAGCCCAUUGAGCAGGCGUAUACUGUGACGAUUACUCGGACCAUUGAGUGCACUAUGGACACCUGCAGCCCUACAACAGUAGAAACUCAACCCUCCAUCCUCACACAGUUCACCAGAACCUUCACCUGGGAGCUGAAGGCACCUGAGAAGAUAAUUGUGAGCCUGGACAUCCUUGGAGAUGGACUGAUGGAGACGUCACAACAAUGCACUAAUGGGUUUCAGUAUUCGGUGGCCACAUCCAAAACAAAUGGCCGGACUCAGUAUUGUCAAGGUGGUUCUGUGACUCGUCUAGACCUGCCAAACCAAGCUGUUGUGUCUCUGCAAGUCAAACCAAAGACUCUGGUCAAAUCUGUGUUGUUCCAGGCCUCCGCUGGACCAUUAAAGGGCCGAACAAUGGUUUUAACUGUUGAUUCCAGCACGACUGUGGUAGUUACCCGGGAUCCUGGGGAACCAGGAUGUGAAGUGUGCUCUGUUGAUGGCUCCACUCCCAACUGUAGCCCUACAGAAAAGACCCUGACGAACGUUGAAAAACUCUCACUGGAGUUCAGCUGCCCAAAACCUCAGGAUAUGUACAGUGUAAAGAUGAAGAAGAAAAUAGAAUGCACCAAGAGCUCCUGCGCCCCUGCUGCAGGAGAAGUUGAUCCCAACCUCUUCAAGGACUUUAAAAGAUCCUUGACAUGGGACAUUAGUGUACCAGAGAGGACUGUAUUAACUCUGGACUUCCCUGGUGAUGGAUUAAAGGAGAUGUCUGGAGCAGAAAAUUGCCAAGAUGGCUAUCAGUUCUCAGUGAGUACAACUAAAAGUGAUGGAAAGAUCGAAACUAACAGCUACUGCAAGAGUGGCAAGGUGUCUCAUCUGGAUCUGCUUGGAGCGACGACUGUGACUGUUGAAGUGCCCAAAGAAGGAGAACUGGACUCAACAGCAUUCACUGUCAAAGCAGCACCAAGAGGUGGCAGAAUAUUGGCCGUGACCCCUGACCCUAAAACCAUCAUCAUCAUCAGCAGGGUGACCAGUGAGCCAGAGUGCAGUGUGUGCAUGAACAAGGCACCCAAACAGAUAUGCAACCCGAAAAGUCUUAGACUGACAGAUCCUCGCAACACCACAAUAGAGUUUACCUGUCCUCGACCGCAGGAUGUCUUCAGUGUGGAGAUCAACAGAGAAAUUGACUGCAAAGAGACCUCCUGUUCAGGUGACAUUGUUCAGGCCGAGUCCUCACUGUUCCCAGACUUCAACCGGACCUUCACCUGGGAUCUGAAAGUUGUCUCCACUCGGGCCUUCCAACUGGACUUCCCAGAACUGGGAAUGCGACAGAUUUCCAACGAGGAGACCUGUCCAGAUGAGCACACAUACUCUCUUGUUACCUAUCUGCGCACGGGGCCAGCAACCAUUGGUACCUUUUGCAAAGGAGGAACUGUGGUCACCAUCCUGGCUCGCUACAAGGGCCGUAUGUCUCUAAAGGUGCCUGGGGACCGGAAGCUGGAUCCUGUUGAUUUCAAACUCAAUGUUGGGCCAGAGACCAGCAUGGUCGCCAUAGUGAAAGUCAACCUACCACGAGGUGUAUCAGACACAGGCUUCAUCACAGCCAGCUAUCCCAGAGAGUUCCCUGAUAACCAGCAGAUACAGUGGGACUUCACGGUGCCCGGCAUGCACAACUACACGAUGCAUUUCCGUGAUCACACGGCUCCAGAAUGCCUCGAAGGUGAAGUGGAGGUGGAGUACCACAGAGAGGGCAAGAAGGUGACCAAACUGACUCUGGUGGAUCCUCAGCCGGCGCAUCAGCAGGGCAACUUCAACAUGGUGCUGAAGAAUUGUGAAACCAACAGGACACUACAAGGACUCACCUUGAACUACAAAGUCUCUGUAAUGAGGAGCGGUCAUCCAGUUCUGUGUACAGUGGAUCUAACCAAACACCAAGGGGUGUCCCUGCAGAUAGAGAAAGUGGGUUCUGAUCCCCUUUGUGAGAUGAGCAUUGGCUCUAAGGUUGAAGAGAAGAUAAACGUGGCUGCAGGCACUAAGGCCGAGCUCUCCUUCCUCGACUGUCCGAAUGAAGAUGUGCGUCUGACCGCCAGUGAAGUUAUUGGGUGCCAAAAUGUGGUGUUGUGCUCUACGACUCUCCUCACUGUGCCCAUACUGGAUUCCUGUCUACCGAUGCCUCUCCACCGCUUCACCUGGUACCUCAACAUCCCCGAGGACAGCGCAGUGGAUCUGGCUUCGCCCACAGGGAGUCUCCGACAGUCCCUGCCAGGCCAGGAGUGUAAUCAAUCGGAUUCCCUGCAUGUGGCAGAGGGAGAUGGGUUUUCUGUUGGAGAUUUCUGCUUCAAUGGAGUCAUCCAGAAAGUUCAGGUGCAUGCAAACGUCUCCAUCACAGCCACAGCCCGGGACUUCAGCAAGACCAGGGGGCCUUUUCUCAAUGUCAGCUUCACUCAAGAGAUCCCAGAGACCAUUAUUUACAGAGUCAGUCCAGGGAUGUCGUCUCCGACCCUGCUGGCUACCCCCAACUGGCCUCGGGGUAUGAGGCCUUCCUCCACCGUAUCCUGGAUCGUCACUCUACCGAGUCAGUACCAGGCAUACAUGCAGUUUGUCAACGUCAGCCAGCCCAAAUGCAAUGAAGGGCACACCGCCAUCAAGGUGAAGAUGCUGGGGUACGAGGAGGAGCUCAUGAGCCGCAGGGAGGACGAGGCGGCGGAGGACAAGCUGUUGGUACCACAGAGUUUCUAUCUUAACAUGGACAACUGUAUACCAGAGGAGGGACACUUUGGUGCAGUGACCAAAAUUGUUCUGCAGAAGAAGACCAAUCUCUUGGCCAUCCUCCUCGGGAUAGCAGGAGCUCUUUUGCUUUUGCUCAUAGUGUUGGCUGUUUCAUGCAUCAUCAUAAAGAAAAGGAAAAAAGACAGGAUGAACAAGGAGUCAUCCAUCUACAUCCACAAAGAGAACAUCUUCCGCCCGGGUGAUAGGCACUUCACCAAAACUCGGUCUGACAACGAAUCCCACGUCUACGACUCCAUAGACGACACGAUGGUGUACGGCCACCUGCUGGGUGACUCCAGCUACGCCGACAGCAUGCAGGACCACUUCAAAGGGAUGCAGGUAGACUCUUAUCAAACAUUUACAGGUCCCACUGAUAGAGAGUUGCCUGUAAUCAAAGAACCGGACCACGAGCCCGAGAUGGACCACUUCAAGACAUUCCUGAACCCAUCUGAAACUUUCAUCCCAUCCCGUCCACGCACUCCUAUUGCCCGGGAGGACAGCCUCGGCUUCCAGGACCGCAGGAUGGUGGACAAUGAACUGUACACGUUCAAGAGCACAGGUGAUAUAAACACGAUCCGGCUCUCUGGUGUUGACAUGGAACCACAAACACCAGUAACAGAGGAAUCCUUAUAGUGUGUUGGGAGAGUAACUGCAUGAUGGACUGCUGUUACUAAAUUCUCGUUAAAACACAGAGUAUCUCUGGACUGUAAUGAUGGGAACUUCUGAGCCUCGACCACACUCAUGGAAUCUGAGUUUGAUUCUGAAAAUGAUGUGUAUGUCGUCUUUGUCAAAACUCAGACAUUUCUAAAGCUUCAAGAGUAGAAGCUGUGAUCCUCUACUUUAAAGGAAGUUUGGCAUUUUGAGAGAUACUCUUUCGCUUUCUUGCUGAGAACAGAUCGAUUCCAUUGUCAUGUCUGUCCAGUAAAUAUAAGGCUACAGCCAGAAGCUGGUUAGCAUAGCAUAAAGACUGGAAACGGGGAAAAAACUAGCCUGGCUGUGUUCAAAAGUAACAAAAUCCACUUACCAACACCUCUUAAACUCACUAAUUAACACGUUAUAUCUGUUUAAUCUGUAUAGUGACUUCCUGUAGUCUUGUCGUCACAGUGAGAGACUCUAGGAAGUCACUGCUUCCAACCAAGAAAUAGUCCAGCACAUAACCUUAACUUUGGUUUUUAUAUGGAUUAAACAAAUGGGAUAUAAUGUAUUAAUUAGUGAGCUUAAGUGGUGUUGGUAGGUGGAUUUUGUUACCUUUGGGCAGAUGCAGGCUAGCUGUUUACCCGUUUCCAGUGUUUGUGCUAAGCUAAGCUAACAGCUGCUGGCUGUAGCUUACCGUACAAACAUGAGAGUGAUAUCGAUCUUCUCCUCUAACUCUCAGCAAGAAAGCAACAAAAAUGUCAAACUAUUCCUUUAAUGUUUGAUUUGUUUAGUUUUAUUAAAUCUAAAUGGAUUCAGGACCAGGGACUAUGAAAAAAUGUGCAAGUACCUCUGGUUCUUUUGUUUUAUAAGUGUUUUUACCGUAUAUUGUUUACUUGUCUGUUUUUAAGAGAUUUGGUUUUUCUUUACCUGUAAAUACAAUGUAGUUUUUUUGCAAUAAAUGCUAGGAAUAUGGUCUGGUGAGGAAACAGUUUACUUCUUAAGGUAAUUACUGCCAUCACACUUAAUUUUCCUUCUUAUGCUGAAAAAAAAAUCACCUUUUUCAUUCUGGAUGGUGAAAACAACUUCAACCACAGGAACUCUGGCCAUGAAAAACAGUGUGAAGGAGGGUGUGGCAGACUAAAGAUUGUAGUAGUGUGUUUUACUGGAAACCAAAAAUGCAGAAGCCAGGUUUACAUAGAGCACCACAUUUCUUGCAGAUGCAGGUUUUAAAUUUGAAAUAAAGUCUGCAUUUCUGUU
This is a messenger RNA of Siniperca chuatsi (mandarin fish), 5147 nucleotides long. RefSeq names its product CUB domain containing protein 1b (gene cdcp1b). Lineage: Eukaryota; Metazoa; Chordata; Actinopteri; Centrarchiformes; Sinipercidae. The transcript is spliced from 13 exons. Bases 264 to 3887 code for a protein of 1207 amino acids. The record is from RefSeq and is a predicted model, not a curated record.